ACAAGAGCAAGAACUGAAACCGAGAAGCGAGAAACAAACGGAGCCGAGGAGCUGAACCUGAACCGCUCCCAUCAGCGCGCGAGGAGAAUGCGCAGCCUGCCGAUCUCCCCCACGCCAUUCCACAACCAGGUCCUCCUCCGUCAAGAUCUCACUCACUCUCCCCACACAAAUCUGAUCCCUUCCACCGGAAAGUUUUGCCGCUGUCCACGGAGAAGCCGACGACCACGACGACGGAGACGGUGAUAUAUAACGACCGGCAGAGACGGCGCGGGCAAUGAAGGGGGCCGCCGGAGGAGGCGGCAAGGAGACCACGAUGGCCUUCCUCCUCCGCUUCGUUCUUCUCCUCCUGCUUCCUCUCAGCGUCAUCUACGUCUUCUACACCCUCCACGUCAUUCUCUCCUCCGUCCCAUCCUGCCCGCCAGCUGACCCCGUCACGGCCACCGCCUCGGUUGUCACCCACCUCGCCAACAACAAUGACCUAGAACCGCCAUCGCCGCCGCCGCCUCCCGCGGUGCCCACGGCGACGACGCUGCAGCACGUGGUGUUCGGCAUCGCGGCGUCGGCGCGCUUGUGGGAGAAACGGAAGGAGUACAUCAAGAUCUGGUGGCGCCCUGGCGGGGGCAUGCGCGGGUUCGUGUGGCUGGACCGCCCAGUGCGGGGGUCCAACGUGCCGGAGGGGCUGCCGCCCAUCAAGGUCUCCUCGGACACCUCCCACUUCCCCUACACCCACCGCCGCGGCCACCGCUCCGCCAUCCGCAUCUCCCGCAUCGUCUCCGAGACCUUCCGCCUCGACCUCCCCGGCGUGCGAUGGUUCGUCAUGGGCGACGACGACACCGUCUUCCUCCCUGACAACCUCCUCGCCGUCCUCGGCAGGCUUGACCACCGCCAGCCCUACUACAUUGGGUCCCCGUCCGAGAGCCACCUGCAGAACAUCUACUUCUCGUACGGGAUGGCAUUCGGCGGCGGGGGCUUCGCCAUCAGCCAGCCGCUGGCGGCGAAGCUGGAGCGGAUGCAGGACGCGUGCAUCCGCCGGUACCCAUCGCUGUACGGCAGCGACGACCGCAUCCAGGCGUGCAUGGCGGAGCUGGGCGUGCCGCUCACGAGGCACCCAGGGUUCCACCAGUACGACGUGUACGGGGACCUCCUCGGCCUCCUCGCCGCGCACCCCGUGGCACCGCUCGUUUCGCUGCACCACCUCGACGUGGUGCGGCCGCUGUUCCCCAACGCGCGGUCGCGUCCAGCCGCGGUGCGGAGGCUGUUCGAGGGCCCGGUGAUGCUGGACUCGGUGGGGGUGAUGCAGCAGUCGAUAUGCUACGACGGGGCCAACCGGUGGACGGUGUCCGUGGCGUGGGGAUUCGUGGUGAUGGUGGCGAGGGGCGUGAUCUCACCGCGGGAGAUGGAGACGCCGGCGCGCACGUUCCUCAACUGGUACCGGCGCGCGGACUACAAGUCGCACGCGUUCAACACGAGGCCGCUGGCGCGCAACCCGUGCGAGCGGCCCGCGCUGUACUACCUGGCGUCGGCGCGGCGCGCGGUGGCGCGCGGUGGGGAGACCACCGUGACGAGUUACCAGCGGUGGCGGCGGCGUAACGACGUGCGCCCCGCGUGCCGGUGGAAGAUCACCGACCCGGACGCGCAGCUCGACACCGUGCUCGUGCUUAAGAAGCCCGACCCUGCACUGUGGGACCGGUCUCCGAGGCGGAAUUGCUGCAGAGUGUUGUCAUCUCCCAGGGAAGGAGAGGACGGGAACACAACGAUGACCAUAGACGUGGGUGUAUGUGAGGACUGGGAGGAGAUCAGCCAACUGUAAUCAUUACAUAGACAAAGUGCAUAGGUAAUUCAUCUUUUUCUUCUGUCUUGUAUUCCUGUAACAGUAGGAUGAAAGAAAAAGAAAGAAAGAACAUUU
This is a messenger RNA of Phragmites australis (common reed), 1906 nucleotides long. RefSeq lists its product as uncharacterized. The record is from RefSeq and is a predicted model, not a curated record. Gene Ontology annotation, molecular function: acetylglucosaminyltransferase activity. The transcript has 2 exons. Bases 275 to 1810 code for a protein of 511 amino acids. Lineage: Eukaryota; Viridiplantae; Streptophyta; Magnoliopsida; Poales; Poaceae.